UAGGAUAUUGAGCCGUUAUAGUUUGGGCUCGUCUUUAAAUGAAUUAGUGAUGAAAAAAGUCUCGCUCUUCGCUCAUUUUAAAUCCUCUAUCUCUCUUUCUAGAACUAAAGAACAGUUAGAAUGAAAGAAAUACAGACAUGAUAACAAAUAUCGGCAUGAUGGAUUCGGCUUACUUCGUUUGCAGAUCAGAGUUUCUCUCUUGGAUCAACUCUCUAAAGUCGAAGAGUUCUUUGCCAACUGAUGGAUGUGGUUCAUUCAGGGAUGGUCCCAUGCACAAAGUCAACUUUGAAUCUUUGAUGCCUCGAACGAGUACAUGAUUAAUUUAGACUACAAGGUCUUUUAAGAUCACCAAGGUUUAGUUUAAUUCUCGUUCUUGGGCCUUUCAUGGGAGAGAGAUACUUCUGCUUUUUGUGGGCUUCAGUUACAAAGCAUUUAAUGGAGCAAAAUCUGGCAAAAAGAGAGGGAGGAACCAUAGAUAGAAGCCAGGAUAUUGCUCGUUUAGCAGAGUACUACAAGCUGUGAAGCCCACAAAAAGAGAGUUGGGAGCUUUCCCUGGAAAUCUUGGCGAAAUUUGUACCAGGAAUGUUUGGAAUGCCUCCACCACCACAAAGUCAAUCGACUACCAUAUUGUGCGCCAAGCUGGAGUUCCCUGGGUAGGGCAAUCAAAGGUUGAUUCUACUCAAAUUCCAAGGCCCGAUCCAAGUUCCUCAGUUAUCAUGUAUCAAAACCCAUCAUGGCAAUCAGGCUAAUCCUCCUCCAGUAUAUUAUCUACCAAUUCUGAAAAAGAGUGAAAAAUUUACUUGAUUUAAUUUGCUAUUUGGGUGUAUGUUCUGAAAUUUAAUCUUUGACUUAGCUCUUCCUUUUUUUUUUCGUUUCACCUGGUUUCUUUGCUGCUGUAACAUAAUUAAUUUGCUUUUGUGUGAGAUCCAUAGUGCAUUUUUUCCAUUGGACAUUCUGAUUCCUUGUUUAUUUGUUUAAAGCCUUCUAUAAGUGACUUCAUUGCCAUGGACACUGGGAAUUGCAGUCCGCGUUACAUGGGGUGCACAAUCAAUCAGGUGUUGAUCAAAUACUUAAUAUACACAGGGAUGCAGCUGGCUUUGUUGGUCCAACCAUUGGCCCUUUGUUGUCCAUCUGAGCCUGUACAAGUAAUGCAUGAAUGCUGCCUGAGUAUAACUUUUGUUCAGAUUAAAAUCUCAGUGAUUACUGCAUUUGUUUGUUAAUGAAAUAACAAUUACCUCUACCAAUGCAUUUCGUCUCUUUAAUACAACUUUUCUUGUUUCAUAGAUUGUGGACUUUGGAGAAAGUGGUCCAAUUUGAUGCUCUCGUUGCAAGGGCUACAUAAAUCCUUUCAUGAAGUUCACUGACUUCAUCUGUAACUUAUGUGGUCAGUUUAAAUAUUACUGCAUUUCUAUGUUGAAGUAUUAAGUAAUUUGCCACAAAGUUAUUUGUUGUUGGUCUAUGGAAUCUGUGUUGCAUUUGGGUUUCAUUUUUCUCUUCACCAAGGCUUCCAAUCUUGUUUUGGGAUUGUUAACCCUACUUUGUUCCUUAGUUACUGCUAAUUUUCUCUUGGAAGCCGUUUAAUUGCCACCUAUGAGAUGGGUGAAAUAGCUUAGUUAUAUGCUAUCAAGUAUCAUAUAUCAUGAUGUUUUAUACUUGUCCUACGUUAGUGUUGAAAUUCCUGAUGUCCAGAUAGUAACUACUCUCUAGGAUUUCUUUGUUAUUCCUUAAGUCAAUGGUAUUUAGUGUUUGCUGAACAUAUAUCAUGUAGCUAAAAUGUUUUUCCUCAGCGAAACUUGGGUUUGGGCAUUUGACUUGCCAUCCAUGACGUAAGUGUUAAUGAUGUGGGUGCAAUAGCUUAGUUGUUUACUUUGAGUUUUUAUAGAGGAUAAUGUUGUAUGCUUGUCAUACAGUCUUGUUGCUCUGUUAAUGGUUUGAAUGGAAAAAGGUAUAUAGCAAGGUUAUAUCCAAUAGGAACUAUGUGGCUAAGGACAUAAAUUUUGGAGUUGGAGUUCAGGCCGCAAUGUUGCAAGGUGUAUCCGAGGUUGCAGAAGCUGUGAAAGUUACAAUCGGACCUAAGAGCCGUAAUGUGAUUAUUGAGAAAAGUAGAGGGGAUCCGAAGGUCGCAAAGGAUGGUGUCACUAUGGCAAAAAGCAUUAAAUUCAAAGACAAGGCCAAGAAUGUUGGUGCAGAUCUUGUAAAGCAGGUUGCGAGUGCAACUAAUACAGCCGUUGGAGAUGGUACAACUUGUGCUACUGUCCCGACUCAGGCAAUACUAACAGAAGGCUGCAAAUCUGUAGCUGCUGGUGUAAAUGUGAUGGAUUUACGCAGUGGUAUUAACAUGGCAGUUGGUGCAGUCAUAUCUGACUUAAAAGGCAAAGCGCAAAUGAUUAGUACCCUAGAAGAGAUUACACAGGUAGUGGAAUUUCUUUAAAAAAGUUAUAGUGUAAUCUCUUUAAAAAAGUUAUGUAUAAGUUGUGUAUGGUGAGAAGCAUUGAGCUACGAUAUAAUUAUAAGAAGUCUUACCUAGUCUAGAGUAGGAGACAUUGAUGAUUUUUUAGUGUCCCAAAAUCUCUAACAUCUUCUUGUAAAUGUGGUAAAUGGUUGUAGGCUGGCUAAAGAUAUAUCUGUUUUGAUAAAUUGAAAAAUGUUAGCUAUUCAUAUUUGCUUCUGGGUUUCAAAACUUGAAUUUCAAUAGUAAUGCUGCUUUGUUUUGUUGUAGAAAUUGGAUGGUAUUUCUGAAUUUCAAUAA
Molecule: messenger RNA, 2749 nt
Organism: Pistacia vera
Lineage: Eukaryota; Viridiplantae; Streptophyta; Magnoliopsida; Sapindales; Anacardiaceae
Product: chaperonin CPN60-like 2, mitochondrial
Exons: 7
Coding region: 2021-2431 (136 amino acids)
Biological process (GO): protein refolding
Cellular component (GO): mitochondrion; cytosol
Molecular function (GO): ATP-dependent protein folding chaperone; ATP binding
Source: RefSeq, a predicted model, not a curated record